UUGAGAAGUGUGAAGCGGCGCAAUAAAACGUUCGGGAACAGGUCGUGCCGAAGGUUCAAUGUACAUUUGUAUGCAUCGUUUCCCUGUAAACACGUUAACGGUUUAGUAAACAGACGCAUCCCAUGGAUUUGAGCGCAUAAAUUCCAUUUGAACCGGUGCAGCAGUGUUAUUGCAGUGCGUCCAGUAGUCCCCCGAUGCUAGAGGUCCCUGCAAAGGUUUUAAACCACAGCAUUCGAUUCCAAGUUGUUUGAUAGUGGUUCUUCUGGCGGUGGGAUUCCCCUCGCGGAAAACAGGCGUCUUAAACGUGUAUCACUGAACCAUACUCCCCACGAGUCAUCGCGUGCGACGGACGCCAGAACGGCGACGAAGGAAGGGUGCGCAACACAACACUGAGCAUGGUGGACGUGUUCCGCUGCGGAAAGACGAGAUGGUGCUAAUACUGUCAUAGUACAACACACAAACAGGGCAAAACGAACUUUACUUCAUCUUCCGCGGUUGCCCAUCAGCUGCAGCACAGCCUACUUCGAACGUGAUAAGCGCACGCCCGUAAGUUCGAAGAAACUCGUCCACACAGUGAGCCGAUCUGAUAACAACAACAAGCAGGCCGGAAGGGAUUGGUCGAAACCCUAGUCGAAGGGCAUAUUGCAGGGACACGGUGGUAACCUCCUGCCCGGCUGGGUGGGGCCGGUAUGUGAAUUAUGAUUGAAACGACGGACAAAGCCAACGAUGCCACCCAGCAGGAGGAUGAGGACGAUGCGACGCUACCGAUCAGUUUCGGUAGCGUGCGGCAUUCCGGCCGCAUCGAGGGCAUCAACUGUACGACGCAAAGCUGGCGCGUGAAGGAGCGUAUGAAAACGGUCAGUGUGGCCUUGGUGCUGUGCCUAAACGUUGGCGUCGAUCCGCCGGAUGUGGUGAAGAUCGACAAGUGCGCCCGGAUGGAGUGCUGGGUGAACCCGUCGUCCGUGUCGCCCAGCAAGGCGCUCGAGCUGAUCAGCUUCGCGCUCCAGAAGCAGUACGAACGCUGGCAACCGCGUGCCCGCUAUCGCUACUCGCUCGAUCCGACGGUGGAGGACGUUAAGAAGCUCUGCACCUCGCUGCGACGGAACGCGAAAGAGGAGCGGGUGCUGUUUCACUACAAUGGGCACGGGGUUCCGCGCCCGACGUCGAACGGCGAGAUUUGGGUGUUCAAUCGUACGUACACGCAGUACAUCCCGUUGUCGAUCUACGAUCUGCAGACGUGGAUGGGCGCACCGUCGAUCUACGUGUACGACUGCUCGAACGCGGGAAUCAUCGUGACCAGCUUCCAGGCGUUUGCUGAGCAGCACGAAAACGAAAUGGAUCAGUUGCGCACUCGUAGCGGCAGCACGGCCGGCCAACAACAAGGGCACGGUCCUGCGGGAAGCGAACGGGACCCGCCGGAAGGGGCUCGAAAGUCGCCCUCGCCAUCGAUAGGGACGGGGACGGGUGGCCCGACCACGUAUCGAAACUGCAUCCAGCUGGCCGCAUGCGCCGCGGAUCAGCUGCUCCCCAUGAACCCGAAUCUACCGGCCGAUCUGUUCACCUCCUGCCUCACAACACCGAUUAAGAUGGCGCUGAAAUGGUUCACGCUGCAGUCGGCCUCGAAGCUGGUGCCGAACGUGACCGAGGAGCUGAUCGAAAAAAUCCCCGGCCAGCUGAACGAUCGGCGGACGAUGCUCGGUGAGCUGAACUGGAUCUUUACCGCCAUCACGGAUACGAUCGCGUGGAACACGCUCCGGCCCGACCUGUUCCAGAAGCUGUUCCGCCAGGACCUGCUGGUGGCCAGCCUGUUCCGUAACUUUCUGCUCGCCGAGCGUAUCCUCCGUGCGUACGAUUGUACGCCGGUCUCGAGUCCGGCCCUACCACCCAGCUAUCGCCAUCCGAUGUGGGCGGCUUGGGAUUUAGCGCUCGAUCUGGCCCUAAUGCAGCUGCCCGACAUCCUCGAGCGGGGCAAACCAUUCCAGCACUCGCCGUUCUUCGAGGAGCAGCUGACAGCUUUCCAGGUGUGGCUCGAAGGCAGCACUGAGCAGCGCAGUCCACCAGAACAGCUGCCGAUCGUGCUACAGGUGCUCCUAUCUCAGGUGCAUCGCGUACGUGCCCUGGAGCUGCUCGGGCACUUCCUCGACCUAGGACCGUGGGCGGUCAACCUAGCACUGAGCGUCGGCAUAUUUCCCUACGUCCUGAAGCUACUGCAAAGCUCGGCCAAAGAGCUGCGCCCGUUUCUCGUGUUCAUCUGGGCCAAGAUACUGGCCGUGGACGGUACGUGCCAAAUCGAUUUGGUGCGUGACCAAGGCCACAAGUACUUCCUGGCAGCGCUGCAGGAUACCAACCCGGGUGGCCAGCCGUUCAAGGGUAACCACCGUACGUACGCCGCGUUCGUGCUCGCCAGCAUUGUACAUAACUUCCCCAAUGGGCAGCUGAGCGCGCUGCACGGUCAGCUGGUAUCGAUCUGCUUGGAUCAGCUGAACGACGACAGCAAUCCACUGCUGCGGCAAUGGCUGGCCAUCUGCCUUGGGCAUCUGUGGCAAAACUGUGAGGAAGCCUACUGGCCGAGCGUGCGGGACAACGCGAACGAGAAACUAUACCCGCUGCUUAGCGACCCGCAUCCGGAGGUACGUGCGGCCGCCGUCUACGCCCUCGGGACGUUCAUCAGCUCCGUGACGCGGCGGUCGGAUCAUGCGAACAAAAUCGACCGCUCGACCGCGAUGCAUCUCUUCGCGACGGUCAGCAACGAUAUGAGCCCGCUGGUGCGGAUGGAACUGAUCGCCGCCCUCCAGUGGAUGGUGCUGUUCUUCGAGACGCAGUUCGUGGCCACGCUGCAGAUGGCCGACAGUCCCGAGCGGGCCGGCACCAAUCCGAUGAAGCGCGUGUCCAGCACGAACAACAUUAUCGGCAAUGUGGGCAAGGCGUCCGUCACGGUCGGUAUUUACCAGAAGCUGUGGAAUGGGUUCGUUUCGCUCUCGAAAGACCCAUUCCCGGAGGUGGCGGCCAUGGCGCAGAAGGUCGUCGAUUACGUGCGCGCCGAGACGGCCAAGGAGGUGACGGUGUGCGAUCGGAGCGGUAGUAGCAGCGGCCACUAUAGCAGUGCCUCCAGCGUCAGUUUGCCUCCGUCACCGAACACGCGCGUCAACUAUCUGACCGGCGAGUCACCACCUACCGGGCACGGUCCGAGCGAUAACGGGAGCCAUCGGAUCGUCGGUAACCACCAUCACCACCCGCACCAUCAGACACCCCUGUCGCUCAAGCGAAGGGUAGUGCACGCCCUCAAUGAAUCGUCCGACUAUUCUAGCAUCGAAACAACUAGCACCAUCGUUGCCGGUCCAACGCAAUCCUCGGCAUCCUUCACCAGCGGUUCGACGGCUGCAACGGCAACGGCGACAGCGAUGGCAGCGGCGACAGCGACGGCGGUGGGGUCGGCCGUUCCGCUAAAGCCUAUCGUUGGCACGAAGUUUAUCGAGUGGUCGGUCAGCUUCUUCGCGCAGCCCUCGAAGCACAUGCACGACACGAAGGAAACCGGGGGCACCGCCGCCAGUACGGAUCACAAUUCGUACGAGUUCCUCAACCGGCAGUCGCGCCGCGUCCGGAACCAGGCCGUCCGGGAGGAGGGCCGUUCACAGCGCAAGAAGGCCAUCUUCAAGCGGCUGGACGUGCAGCAUUGGUCUUGCCGGACGCAGCACGCCCCGACGAUCAUUAAGCUGAACCCCUAUGACGAGCAACUAGCCUUCGCGUACAAGGAUCGCGUUAUUGUAGUGAAUAUGAGUACGGAUGCAACGUACAGCCUUGUGCCGCAGAGACAAUCAGGCAACGGGAGCGGCAGUGGCAGCAUGGGCGGAAGCAGUCAACACCUCCAGCCGAACGUGCACCACCAGUCCCAGUCAAUGCACACCCAGCACGCACCCCCGCAUCGGUUGAUCAGUCAGUCGAUCAGUUUCCUCGAGCAGCACCACCACGCGCAAUCGCACCAGCCACAAUCGCUUCAGCACCAGCUGCGACCAUCCUACGAAUCGCUGUCCGGCGGAGGUGGCUUCAUCUGUCCGGUGCUGAGCGUCACGUCGCUCGAGUUCAUCAACGCGCACGACGUGGCGCUGGUGAUGGCCGGGUACAGCGACAGCACGGUACGCCUGUGGCGACCCGAGGACGCGAACGGCGAUAACUGUUUGCUGUCCGCCUGGCACGGACUGCUGGAUUUCAACACCUCCAGUCUGUCGAAAGUUAGCUGCAUGGAGCCGGCGCCCCUCGCCGCCCACGGCAGCGGCUCGGCGGCACCCGGUGGCCUAGUGCUGGCCUGGCAUCAGCGCUCGCAAACGAUCUUGGCCGCCGGCGAGGCGAAGUACAUUCGCCUGUGGGACGCCGAACGGGAGAUGCGAAUCUGUGAUAUACCGAGCGGCUCCGAUACGGCCGUGCUAAAGCUGUCGUGCGCUCCGAACGGGCUGUUUGCGGCCGGUUUCUACGAUGGCAGUGUGCGCCUGUUCGAUAGCCGUUGUCCGCCUGCGGAUGCGCGCCUGGACACGAUCCGGGAGCACGUGAAUCCCAUACUGACGUUGUGCAUGCGUGACGACUGCGAAUCCCUCGUGACGGCCUGCACCGGCGCGGUGGUGCGGCUGUACGAUCUGCGCAAGCAGGGCGGUUCGCUGCAGCACUGGAGUGCCGGAUCCGAGGUGUCGGCGAUGGCGAUCCACUCCAGUGCGGACAUACUGGCUUGUGCGUCCAACCAGAUCGUCAUCUACGGACUGGACGGAGCGGUGCUUGGGCAGGGUCGUAGCAGCGAGGGCUUCAUGGCGACGAGGAAAGGGGUCGCCUCGUGCCUGUCGUUCCACAAAUACAAGCUCAACCUGGCCGCCGGGUACAAUGACAACACGGCAGCGGUGCUAGUGCCCGAGCGGAAGUAGGAGAAGACCGUCUCGUCCGUGUGCUCUCGUCGCUACCCGAGGAAGAAGGUAGAUCGGUCUAAACAACGUUAGCUUUAUUACCAGUGUAGCCUACAGACAAUGCAAGCAGCAGCUGCCAGCAAGCCGAUGCAAGCCAAAUCAAGCAACGCACGAAGCUUCCCAGGCAGAAUUGCACUUUAUUUUCCAACAAACACAGAGACAAAGGAAAGGCAGCCCACAAGCACCUCUUUCCCCAACAAUCCCGGUCCCAUCUAUCCUAGAUCCCAGGGCGUGCGAAUCCUUCCCAGCCUAAGAAGUCCGAGCGAAACGGCCGGGAAUGCAGUCGCGGAUACGGAUGGUUUGCGUGCGGUGCAGAAACGAAAUGGAAAGAGAAUGCCAUGCCAU
This is a messenger RNA of Anopheles coustani, 5291 nucleotides long. RefSeq names its product regulatory-associated protein of mTOR (gene raptor). Gene Ontology annotation, cellular component: TORC1 complex; cytoplasm. The record is from RefSeq and is a predicted model, not a curated record. NCBI's taxonomy places the organism in Eukaryota, Metazoa, Arthropoda, Insecta, Diptera, Culicidae. Gene Ontology annotation, biological process: regulation of autophagy; cellular response to starvation; cellular response to amino acid stimulus. The transcript has 4 exons. Gene Ontology annotation, molecular function: protein-macromolecule adaptor activity; protein binding. Bases 699 to 4907 code for a protein of 1402 amino acids.